GUCAUUCACUCUAUCGUAUCCGGUCUAAUGACCCAUCAACGUAACUGUCCAUUUCAACGUGGUCAGUGGAGUAGCAAAACUUCACCGCUCACAACUUUCAUUAUCAUUUGCAUUGGAAAAUGCGGCAUUCCAGCUAUUAGAUGUCAUACGAACAGCGCAUCACCCAUCAAUCUCAACUACGGUAAACGGCUUAGGCAUGGCGACUUCCACCAGUGUGCUAAUUUUCACACGCUCGGAGGGAAAUUGCAACGGACGCUGUCAGUUCUGUCGCGUAUUUAGUCCCGCUCGGGAUGACUCUCGGAAAGGUGAAGGCCAUUCUUCUGAAGGCGAAGGAAAUCUUCUUGGAUUUCGCCUCCAAGACCUCGAUCCACGGGGUGAAGUACUUCGGCUGUCCGGAUCGUAAUUGGUGCGAAAAGUUCUUCUGGAUUACGGUGUUUGCCCUUUCGGUGUGCAGUGGGGCUCUGCAGAUUCGUAAGGUUUACGAGAAGUGGGACCAAACUCCGGUGAUUGUGAGUUUUGACGAGAAGUUCACCCCAGUAUGGCAGAUUCCUUUUCCGGCGGUUACUAUCUGUCCGGAAGCGAAGACGCCGAUUUCGGUGUUGAAUUUUACGAGAGAGUUCCAUCGUUUUGUGGAUCAAUUUUCGAAGAGGAAUCAUCAAGCGAGGGACGAUGCCCUACUGGCGAUGAUGCAGCUGUGUGAUCGUGCCAACAUAUUCACACUGAUCUCGAAAACCGUGACUAUCCCAAACAAGAAGACCUUGGAAAGUUACGCGUCUCUAAUCAGACUGUUGAACAUUCCUAAAGCUGAAAUGUUGGACGAUUGCAUAUUCCUCGGCGAAAGAUACAACUGCUCUGAUCUGUUUUCCUACACGCUUACGGAAGAGGGAGUUUGCCUAACGUUCAACAUCCUCUCCGCGAAAGACAUGCUUCGCACGAAUGUUCUCCAGUCAAGUGAUCCCUACAUUACCGAACAGUCGGAAGCUCCCUACUGGUCUCUCGAGAUGGGCUAUUCUCGUGAAGCGAACAUCACUUCCUACCCCCGUCGAACCCUUGGACCCGGCUACUCUGCAGGACUUUCGCUCUUCCUACGCUCGGACCUCACAAACCACGACUACCUCUGUAGGGGACCCAUCCACGGUUUCAAAAUCUUGCUGCACUCCUCCAGCGAAUUCCCCCAAGUAUCGAACAAAUUCAUCCGGAUUCCCAUGAAUCACGAAGUCACGGUCGCCGUCAAACCGGAGAAGAUUUCCACCAACGACGGAUUGCAAAGCUACAGUCCCGAGCGGCGGCAGUGUUUCUUCAACAGCGAACGCUAUCUGCAGUUCUUCCGUGUGUACAACCAGGAAAACUGCGAACUCGAGUGCCUAACGAAUUUCACACUUCAUCGAUGCGGUUGCGUCAAGUUCUCGAUGCCUCGAACGAGCGCCACCCCUGAAUGCGAAAUCAAUCAGUUUCGGUGCAUGUGGAAUGCGGAGAUCGAACUGCUCGAAAUGGGACCUACGGGACACAAGCUGGAGGAGUUGAACUUCCGGGCGAGAUGCAAUUGUUUGCCAGCUUGCACUUCGGUUCAGUACGAUACGGAGAUCACCCAGGCAAACUUUGACUGGGUACGGUGGGCUCGCACGAUGAACAUCUCAACGAUGGCAGUAAACGGAAUGCAAAUCUCACGACUGGGGAUCUACUACAAGGAAUCGCAGUUUAUGACAUCAAAGCGAAGUGAGCUGUACGGGUUGACGGAUUUUUUGGCCAAUUGUGGAGGACUGCUGGGACUUUGUAUGGGCAUGAGUAUGCUUAGCGUGGUGGAGUUGUUCUACUAUAGCUGUAUAAGGCCGUUUGCUUUGUGGACGCAGAACACUGAAAAAGGUCAGCCUGGAAAGGAUGGAGUUGUUGCCGUUGUCGAGUCGAAAAACGCCACAGUUAAAGGUGACUAACGGCAAGAUUUCCUGACUGAUCAAUCCAAAAAUAAUUAGGAUGGCUAUAAAGAAAUAGUAGGGCGUCCCAUAUUUAGAGAAAAUAGGAAGUGUUGAUAGUUCUACAUUAAAACAUUAUUGAUUUGUCUAAAACAAAUAUCGUCUCAAAUAAUGAGGUCCUUAUCUCAAAGCCGUACCUCAAGGGGCCUAAACGUCUAAAAAUUGUUUGAGGACUCAGAAACAUGGAUUUUUUUUCGACGAGAAAAUACCCCAACUGAUAACUUAUAACUGAAAAAAAAAUAAACUAAAUUAUGUGAUCCAUAUUCUCUUCGCAGUAACUACUAUCCGUACUUUCUUAACCAAUCUACGAUCAAUGUUCAAAAAUAGUCCUUUGAAAAUUUUUACAGAAAUAACUAGUGAAAUUCCCUGAUUUUUUUUUAAAUUAUGUUUUAGAAUUGAUUCAGAAAUUCCUGCAUAAAUCUCAUCUGAGUUCCUUUCUGAUCCCGUCAGAAAUUCUUUGAGAGAUUCCUCCAGAAACUUCUCGGAAAACUUAUGCAGAAAACCAACCAUGGAUAUCUUGAGAAAUUACUCGUUUAGUUUCAAUGGUUUCGUUUAGUAAAAUAAUAGUUUUCUAUAAUAUUUUCUCUUAAGUUUUCUAUACAUUAUUUCUAACAUAAAUGAAAGAACUUUGUUAUAAAACCUUCCUUGAAAUUCUCCUUAAAUUGCUUCAUGGAUUUGCUUGGAAAUUUCUCCA
Aedes albopictus (Asian tiger mosquito) is the source of this 2664-nucleotide messenger RNA. RefSeq names its product pickpocket protein 28-like. The coding region runs from base 291 to 1931 and encodes 546 amino acids. The transcript has 3 exons. Gene Ontology annotation, molecular function: ligand-gated sodium channel activity. Gene Ontology annotation, cellular component: plasma membrane. Lineage: Eukaryota; Metazoa; Arthropoda; Insecta; Diptera; Culicidae. Gene Ontology annotation, biological process: sodium ion transmembrane transport. The record is from RefSeq and is a predicted model, not a curated record.